CGCGCAAUGCUGGGGAUAUCGCGCAAGCGUGCGGGCUGAAUUGCACUGUAAUCCUUGCACAUAAAAAAAGAAGAAAAGAAGAAAAAAUAACAUAAAUCCCGCUAAUCAAUUCGUGUGUUUUGAAAAUGGAACACGUUCGGAUUUUUUGACCAAAAUGCGAAUUUAUUGCCAGACAUGUGAUGAUGAAAUUAUUACAAUUGUAAGUGGUGUGUAUUGACUUUUCGUGUUUUGUUUAGUGAUAUCGUGAUAAGGGUGAUGCCAAGUGGAUAUGGGUGUGAUAAUGAUAACUGUUGGGAUUGGAUUACUGGAUGCACUGGAUAUUUCGAUGAGGCAAAAUGGAUUUCAUGCGAAAACGGCGGCCUUCCACAGCUGUUAAAAGAAAGACAAACGAAAAAACAUAAAAGGAAAUGGAGUUGCCCACAAAUGUGCACAGACAUUUCAAAUUAAAAAGUCGAUAUAGUGCAUGAACAUUACGGGUAUAAUAAAUGUUAGAUAAAAUGGUAGAAGUGAUAAGUGAAAGGUGAAGUGUUAGUGAAGUGAAGAUGGAUCAGUAGGAGCAGCUGUGAUGGGGUGUGGACAGAGUAAAAUUAACCUCUAUCCAAGGAAAAAUAAAAAUGGCGGGAAAGGCCAUAGUGCCAAAAAGUCAGGCGCGGUGGACAAGGACGCUGAUGAAGAAGAAGGCACGGCGGGGGCCGCGCCCGCUGACGACACGGAAGACGAGGAACAUAAUAAGCACACACUGCCGCUCGCUGCGCACCCACCAGCUAUUGAGGUGUCAGCCAGUCAGCAAGAUUUUUUCAAAAUGCUCGACGAUAAAAUAGAAAAGGGAAAAGACUAUGAUUCAUCCAGCGAGACCGAAGUACGGCUAGAGCACGAGCGAAGGCGGGUCCUAAUAGACCAAUGGCGGUCUGCCUCCCAGUCGUCGCAGUCUUUCCAGUCCCAACCCAGUCCUCCGACGCCCGCCAGACGGCGCGUGCCUCGGCCUCCAGAGAGACAGAGCAGUCCCAACACUGCCCGAAGGUGCUACAGGCAAGCACAUGUCCCCGACGGCAUGUCUCCUCCCCCGAGGAGAGCGCACAGCGCACAGUCCCACCACGCCGACCCGCGACAAAUCAACGGCGACAACUGGCAGGAUCCGUCCAAAUCACAAUCACCAGUCAAAAGACCACAAAGUGCCGGUGCUAGUUGGAAAAACAACCCCAAAGUUGCUCCAUACAAUCAAAAACCUAAGAAAAACGAAGUCAACGAACAGCAGAGAGCUAACCAAAAAGAUGAUGGAUCUAGUCAAGAAGUAUCUCAAAUAACCUUCAAUCCAACAUUCCAAAGUCAUAGUCCCGCACACUCCGCUAAAUCGCAGCAACCGUAUAUCGCACAAAUAAUUAGCUAUCCCAUGUCCCAGCAGGUGACUCCUCCUUCCCCUCCCAAAUAUAUAGCACCUCCAGAGGAAUAUCAAGAUCCUCAAAAUAACGUAGUAGAUAACAAAUUUAAUAAUACUCAACGGCAAACGCCUGUAACACAAGGCAACUCGCAGUCUCAUAUAUAUUACAUUCACGGAAAUGCGACGUCAAGCGUCACACACACAGAUCUGGCACAGCAAAGACAGCAAACGGCAAUACAUUUGCAGCAAUACGUAGCUAUGAAACAAGCUCAACAGCAGAUGUUUAGUUACAUGCAAAGAGGGCCACAUACAGUAUUUCCAAAUGUAGAAUACGUUCAAGCCCCGAAUCCGAAUCGAAUGUAUGAAGGAGAAGAAUUUGUUUCUCAGUAUCCUCAUCCAGCAAUGAGGCCACACAGCGCUCCUACGCCAGUUGGAGUGGUGAGACCGAUGCCUGUAGCUCCUGGUUUCAACAUACCUGAUGGGUCUCAUAUGGUACAGAUGCCGAUGUGGCCGCACAUGACUCCAGUGGUGUCCACGAUGGGUCCAUGGGUCCCGGGACAGAUGCCGCCGGAGAUGCAGUACUAUCCUCAGUCGCAGUUUAUGCCAAUGUACAGGCCGAACUCGGCGGGUUCAGCGGGGACUCUGACGAGGUAUCACAAAAAAGAUAGUGAUGGGGAGGGGAAGAAUAAUUUGUGCCAAAGCAUAAAUCUAGUCAGGCAGAAGCCGAUCGGACAGAUCGUGUCGUUGCCAGGGCAGGAGCUGACGGUGUGCAAUAACGCGAGCGACAGUCCGAGCCCUGCGUCUGUUAGCACAGACAGCGGUGUCUCUCCCGGGAAUAGUGUUCCCAGCUCCAAAAACUCCGGCUUCAGCACCCCCUCUAGUGGCUCCGACACUUACGCUUUAGAUAAUAAAAACAAAAAAAAUAAAACAGUCCCUUUCAACACGAGAUCUUUAAAAAAUUCGAAGAGUUUAGAUUCUUAGUAAGAUUUGUAAUUAUGUAGAUUUUCUAAAUGUAUGUAGCGUCUAGUCAGCGAUACUAUUUAUAGUGAAAUUAGAUUCCUAUAUUUGUGGAUUUAUUCGUACAUUUUUUUAAGAAUCGGUGUUACAGCUCUUAUCAAUGUAGUUUUAAUUAUUGUAAUAUUUGAAAUCGAUAUUACUGUUUUAUUAAUUUGUUCCUAAUACUUCGUGUUUAUGCUAUUUCAAUGCUCGAAAAGGCAUGAGCAUACAAAACCUCCAAUGGAAGUAUAUAUAGUUACGAUUAUAAAUACCUUAUGUAAAGCGGCUACUGUCUUUAUAUGAGGUUCGUAAUAAAACAACAAAUAGAAACAGCAAAAUCUACCAGCAUAUUACUUGAGCAGAUCAAUAUGGACUUGUAAACUUAAGAAAGCUGUGUGUAAAUUUUAUAAAACAUAAUUGAAUUUCAAUGUUGACACUGUCCCAAAUUUUUGUUUAGAAAAAUGGCCAAUGUUGUUAUAAUUUUUGUAUUACUGAAUUAAAACUUAUAGAAACUGUCUAAAUGUAUGUAUUUAUAUAAAGACAUGUAAUUGUACUUUAAAGUACAGAUGAUGCAUUUUAAAUAUCCAUUAAUAAAUAAAUAUACCUUGCUUA
Plodia interpunctella (Indianmeal moth) is the source of this 2986-nucleotide messenger RNA. RefSeq names its product target of wingless (gene tow). The transcript has 5 exons. The record is from RefSeq and is a predicted model, not a curated record. Lineage: Eukaryota; Metazoa; Arthropoda; Insecta; Lepidoptera; Pyralidae. Bases 566 to 2359 code for a protein of 597 amino acids.